This is a messenger RNA of Entrophospora candida, 369 nucleotides long. Lineage: Eukaryota; Fungi; Glomeromycota; Glomeromycetes; Entrophosporales; Entrophosporaceae. The record is from the annotation of a GenBank genome assembly.
AUGAAUAAAACAACAAAAUUGUCGAUUAAUUUAUUAAAAAGUGGUUGUCAAUAUAGUAGUAGAAGAUGGUAUACACCAAUUGAAAGCCAUAUUUCAGAUGAUAGUCCCAAUAUCUUGGAAAAAGAAAAAAACCGAUUACUGGAAGGAAAAGUUAAAGGUUUUUUAAAGCACGCGCCUGGAUGGAAUGAAGCUUUAGCUUCUGAUAGUGAGGCAUGUGUAAAAGCUGACCGCGAACCAGACUCGCCAUCAAUCGCAUACCUUCAACAUCAAACAAUUAGCGAUUUACUUGACAAAUAUAACGAUAAGGAGGUUGACGCUAACGUUACCAUCGAUACUGAUGCUCACCAAAAAAUUAAAAUUCAUGGACAU